This is a messenger RNA of Adineta steineri, 654 nucleotides long. The record is from the annotation of a GenBank genome assembly. Lineage: Eukaryota; Metazoa; Rotifera; Eurotatoria; Adinetida; Adinetidae.
AUGCAUCGUAUUCUUAUUGUUUUAUCUUAUGUUAUUUUCAUAAGUUCUAUCAAUGGAGCUUCGUUACAAUUAUCAACAUCAAUUGAUAGUGAUGCCGUUGAAUUGAGUAACUUAGUGGAAAAGUUUUGGUCUUCAAAACCUGCUGAAAUUAACAAAGUACAACCAUUUAUAUAUUGCAAAGUUUUAGACACAUGCUGCGAAGAAAAACAACGUCAAGAAGCAAUACCCUUGUUUUUUACAGCGUCUUUCGAUAUCGAUGAUAGAAAUCGUUUUCAAGAAAUUGUUGGAUCAUGUGUUAAUUCAACAGAGCAGAAUGGAAGAGAUAAAUGGUGUCAAACAUACUCUCAAGAGAUGAUCUCACCUUGGGAUCUUCGGUCAAAUUCCAAAGUAAUACAGUUUGGGCAACUGUUGAUGAAAUUUGACAAAAAAAUCACCAUAUUCGAUAUGGGUACAACGGAAGUUUGCGACGACGAAGAAAAGUAUGCGUUUAUGUGUCAAUCUAACAAGAAAUCAAUCCAAAGAUGUGUUGGUAAACUUCUUCAAAACGCAAUUAAGCGCUUUGAUCGCAAGACUUAUGAAGAACUUGUAAUGGAAAAUAAACAAGCACUUAUCGAUAUUAAUGAAGAAUGGUCUGCAAUAUCUACUAGAAAUUAA